Messenger RNA from Spea bombifrons (plains spadefoot toad), 1184 nucleotides. It is a transcript of the gene ARL6, whose product is annotated as ADP ribosylation factor like GTPase 6. Gene Ontology annotation, biological process: protein localization to cilium; vesicle-mediated transport; cilium assembly. The record is from RefSeq and is a predicted model, not a curated record. Gene Ontology annotation, molecular function: GTP binding; GTPase activity. Bases 28 to 588 code for a protein of 186 amino acids. Gene Ontology annotation, cellular component: cytoplasm; axoneme. NCBI's taxonomy places the organism in Eukaryota, Metazoa, Chordata, Amphibia, Anura, Pelobatidae. The transcript is spliced from 7 exons.
AUCAGGUUCUAACCAGGCUUGAGGACGAUGGGUUUAUUCGACAGGCUUGCAGGAUGGCUGGGAUUGAAGAAGAAGGAGGUUCAUGUAUUGUGUCUCGGCUUAGACAACAGCGGAAAAACCACGAUCAUCAACAAACUGAAACCUGCUAACGCUCAAGCCCAGGAUAUAGUCCCAACUAUUGGAUUCAGUAUAGAGAAAUUCAAGACUUCAAGCCUGUCAUUUACAGUUUUUGAUAUGUCCGGCCAGGGCAGAUACAGGAAUCUCUGGGAACACUAUUACAAGGAAUGCCAGGCUAUUAUUUUUGUUAUUGACAGCAGUGACAAGCUCCGAAUGGUUGUGGCCAAAGAGGAACUGGAGACUCUUUUAAAUCACGCAGAUGUUAAACACAAACGGAUACCAAUUUUGUUUUUCGCUAACAAGAUGGAUCUCAGAGACUCCUUAUCAUCCGUAAAAGUCUCUCAGAUGCUCUGCUUAGAAAGCAUAAAAGACAAGCCAUGGCACAUUUGCGCAAGUGAUGGCCUUAAGGGAGAGGGCCUUCAAGAAGGCGUGGAUUGGCUUCAAGAUCAAAUCCAAGCAAUGAAGACCUAACAAGAUAGUAGCAAAUUGAACACCACCAUAAUCCCUAAACUAGGACCAAAAUAAGUGCUAAUUAGUUUACAGUCAGAAUCCCAAUAGUUUACCAGGCUAAAUGAGUGUCAUUCAGAUUUAUUUAGAGCCUCAGGUACCAUUUUGUACAUAUAUAUAAAUAGAGAAGGCUAUGACCUAUCUAUAAGUGUUUAUUUUCUCUAUCUAACGUGUUUUGUUAGAUCUGCAAAUUAAAAUUUAAAAGUGUAAAUAAUUAAAUAUGCAUUUUAAUUUAUUAAAUUAUUCACUUUUCAUUUUUAUUACAAAAUGUGCCCAUAAAAAAGAUUUUAUAUUUUAGAUCUGCAAAGCUUCAAUAACUGGGUGCUGAAUGGCUGAUUAGUAGGAAAUAUUGUGUUAAUUUUAAACAGUAGUUCAUUUUUAUAGCAUCUUCCAUGUGUUUCUGUCAAUAAGAUGAUAAAACCUGAUUGCUUCCACUUGUUUUUAUGUGUCAUUUUAAUUAUUUUGCCAUCACAUUUUGUUUAUAUCCUGGGAAAGUUUAAUACAUUUUACUGUUGCCUAUUUAAAGGUCUGUUCCAUUAUAUUAUCAUGCACUACUAUGG